Messenger RNA from Cooperia oncophora, 291 nucleotides. The record is from the annotation of a GenBank genome assembly. NCBI's taxonomy places the organism in Eukaryota, Metazoa, Nematoda, Chromadorea, Rhabditida, Trichostrongylidae.
AUGGAGACACUUCCUCUUCUCGGCUUUCUUUUCAUUCCCACUCUGGCAUUUCGUGAGCAACAUAUCGGUGUCCAUGGUCAACUCAUGUGUGGAACUGCUCCUCUUAUAGGGGCCUUAGUGAGACUAUGGAGUUACAAAGUCGUGGGGCCUGGCCACGAGUUAGCCAAUACCACCACCGAUAGGAAUGGACAUUUUUAUAUUCAAGGAAAGGACUCUUCUUUGCUGCCAUUGAAUGUACGAUUGAAGAUCAAGCACCACUGCGAAACACCAACGGUAAGGCGUUGGCCAUAA